CUCCGCUUUCCUCCACGCUUCAAGGUUCCAAGCGGAACCGGAAGCGGCGCGGCGCGUGCGUGCCUGAAGCCAAGAGCAGCUGCCCUUUUGAAGGCAACUUUUUUCCCCUUGGAAGAGAGGGAAGGAAGGGCUCCCUGCUGCUGGCAGAAGGCACUAUGUCCGACCCGCCAGGCCCUCUGACAGAGACAGAGUACGCUCUCCGCCGCCGCCUGCCCCGCCGCCUUCCUCGCCGCCACAGUGACAUCUACGUCAACAUGAAGACAGACUUCAAGGCCCAGCUGAGCCGCUGCCAGAAGCUCCUUGCACCCGGGACCGGCUGCCCAGAGAUCUGCAUCCACGGCCUGGGCCUGGCCAUCAACCGUGCCAUCAACAUCGCCCUCCAGCUGGAGGCCACCGGGGGCGGCUCCUUCCGCCUGGCCGCCAACACUUCCACCGUGGAGCUGGUCGACGUGGCUGAGCCAGAGGGGGACAGUGACGAGCCAAUGGCCAGGACCAGGAACAACUCCGCCAUCCACAUCCGGGUCUGCCGCAUCGCUCCGGAGUAAAUUGAGGGCCGCCAGUGAGCUCUCUUUGUGGUCCUUCCUGAGCCGCACAGGCUCCUUGCCUUCCCGAAACAGUUGUGGGUCCAGAGAUGCCUCCAUCUUGCCAGACUGAAUUUGCAAGAUGUGCGAACGGAUCCUGGCCUUCGGCACCAAUUCUGCUCUGCUGGCUGUAGAGUUGGGCCUCCACAUAUGUGGCUCUGACUCUUACUGAUUUGAUUCUUCAUGGUUUUGAUUAAUAUGUUUUCUCUAGGACUCUCUAGGUUUGCCAGGUUGACUCUCUGGGCAACAUCUGCAGAAAUCACACUGGAGGACCUAGAGAUCCCUAGAGAGAACACUUCUUUAGGCAUUUGUAGGUCCUCCAGCACAAUUCUGUGGCCACCUUCUGGCAGAUGUUGAUCAUAGAGUUGUACUGAAGGACCUAGAGAAGUGUUUUGUCAGGUACAAAAAAUAGUGGUGUUUUCCACUUUCAUGGGAGUCUGGUUCCCACUAAACCUAGGGAAUGUGGAGGACCCACUGUACUGGGGCAUAGCAUUUCCCCCCAUUUUAAAGAUGUCUCCUAGCUUUCCAGGAUCACCAAUGACUACAAAACCCACAACUCUUUCUCCUGGGGUUCAAAAAUGGUUGACAUGUUGCAUUAAUAUCCCAAUACAGAAUCUGAGGCUUGUUUUUUCCCCUCUCCAUUGACUAAAUUAGAUCUCUGUCCCUUUUCUGUGGAUGCUGGGUAGGGUGAUCUAGGUAUGAGGCUGACUAUGGUCCCCAUGUACCCCAAGAAACAACACCCUGAAACUGAAGUGGGAUAAGAAGUAGAGAAGUAGUCUUACUCGCCCUUUCAGCUACUCUGGCUGACUUUCCUGGGAUGAAAAUGGGAAUUAUCUUACCCAAGUUGGGUUCCCCUUCCCUUUUUCACGAUUGGCAGACCUGGUUUAUUUCGUGUGGUUUGGAGUGAAGUUAAAUUUUGUAGUCCUGUGACUUCACAAAGUGUUGACUAUAUCUCAGUGUGUGUGUCUGUGUGCAUUUGUCUGCAUUGUGUUGUACCAGGGCUGUAUGUCGUUUCUGACUUAUCUCUGAGAAGUAAAGCAUUUUCAAGCAUCUUUA
Sceloporus undulatus (fence lizard) is the source of this 1637-nucleotide messenger RNA. It is a transcript of the gene POP7, whose product is annotated as POP7 homolog, ribonuclease P/MRP subunit. The record is from RefSeq and is a predicted model, not a curated record. Gene Ontology annotation, molecular function: nucleic acid binding. Bases 156 to 545 code for a protein of 129 amino acids. NCBI's taxonomy places the organism in Eukaryota, Metazoa, Chordata, Lepidosauria, Squamata, Phrynosomatidae. Gene Ontology annotation, biological process: tRNA 5'-leader removal. The transcript has 2 exons. Gene Ontology annotation, cellular component: nucleus; ribonuclease MRP complex; nucleolar ribonuclease P complex.